This is a messenger RNA of Chaetomium strumarium, 3317 nucleotides long. RefSeq names its product WD40-repeat-containing domain protein. Gene Ontology annotation, biological process: positive regulation of rRNA processing; positive regulation of transcription by RNA polymerase I. Gene Ontology annotation, cellular component: nucleolus. NCBI's taxonomy places the organism in Eukaryota, Fungi, Ascomycota, Sordariomycetes, Sordariales, Chaetomiaceae. The coding region runs from base 109 to 2964 and encodes 951 amino acids. The record is from RefSeq and is a predicted model, not a curated record. The transcript is spliced from 3 exons. Gene Ontology annotation, molecular function: protein binding; RNA binding.
UGCGAUUGGAGACUCUGUUUUUGAGGUGUGCUCUCGGCGUUGGCUUAUCGACCUCAACUGUCGCUGCAGAGGGAUCUAUUGUGCCCACCGUGAGGGAAGACACCGGACAUGGAAACGAACGGCGAUACUGCCUCCCUGAAAAGGAAGCGUGAACCGAAAGACGAGCCCCUCUCGUCGCAGAAGAAACACCGUCGGAAGUCGAGAUCGAAGCUCGAAGGAAACGCCAAUUCGGAAGAUGCAGCUUCCUCUCAAAUAGACGGCGACCUGGACCUCCCAGAUGCUUCGUCACAACCCCCUUCUGUCCCUGUCCACGGGAGGCUAGCAUCAUGGAAGGUGUCGAAGCCAAUGGGUGGUAGGAUGCAGGACAUCGACCCGAUAUUCUCCCCUGAUGAAAAGCACUUGAUCGUCACAUACAAUACCUCCAUUCAGGUGUACUCGACAGAAGACUCCUUGCUCGUUCGCAGGAUCAGCCUCCCCGUGACAAGAACAGAUGGCGCGGCAGAGUUUGUGUCAAGCCAUAUCGUGUCCUCCGUGUUAUCCAAGUGCAACACCGACUUUGUCUGGGUUACAAGUUCCGAUGGUCGGAUAUGGCACAUUGACUGGACAUCGGGUGCGGGGAUAGACACUCCCUUCACAAUCGAGGCCAAGAGGGUGUUGGAUGUGACAGUGGACGAGGUAGAAAUCGGCGGCAAGCCGGAGGAUGUCUUGUUCGUCCUGGAGAAGCUCAAAAAGGUCUCUGCGCAAAUCGUCGCCUACAACACCAAGGCACUGGCGACAAGAAGCGGCAAGCUUCUGCACACCUACGACGAGAGUCCACAAUCCCUGCGCUCAGUCGCUGGCGGUAAAUUGAUCGUCGCUGCGGCAAAGGAGGCAUUACAUAUCGGGUCACUGAAGGGGAAGCCGCUAGCCUCGCUGGAUGAUUUGACGUAUCGCUUCCAUUGCUUCGACACGCCGGACAUUAUUGCCUGCCUAGAUGUUCGGCCGACGCUCCGGACUACGAGGAAAGGGGGUUUGGAGCUGCAAUCUAUCGAUCUUGCUGUCGGCGGUGCUCGGGGUGCCAUCUAUGUAUACCAUGACCUGCUCUCCAAGCUACCCCGGGAGGCAUCCGGCUCCUUGAGGGUCGGCACAAUUCAGCCCAAAAGGCAUCACUGGCAUCGGAGAGCGGUUCACAGUCUGAAGUGGUCCGAGGAUGGCAACUACCUAGUAUCCGGAGGCUAUGAGACGGUUCUUGUUCUUUGGCAGGUCGAUACUGGGAGACAGGAAUUUCUGCCCCAUCUUUCGGCAAGUAUCGAGAACAUUGCUAUUUCGCCCCGAGGAUCGUCCUACGCUCUCCACUUGGAUGACAACUCGACUAUGGUUCUGUCUACGGCAGAGAUGAAACCAACGAUGUACGUCUCCGGCAUCCAGUCCCUCGUCCUGGGUGAUCGCCCAUCCAAAGAUGCCUUCGUGCGGCGUGUGUGGCGGCCCGUCGACGAGAUCUCCGCCCCGCUAGUCGCCACAAUCAACCCUCAGAGCCCCUCGCAAUUAUUCCUGUGCGUCGGCAAUGGACAGCAAGCAUCGGUUGGAGGCCCGUCAUCGUCAACGCCGCUUCUCCAGGUGUUCGAUCUCUCCUCAUUCCACGGCGUCAGUAAGCACGCGAUUGCGCGUACCAACCCUACAGACGCCAAUAUCACCAGCGACGGUGCGCCCAUCGUAGAGCCGACCGUGACCAAGCUGGCCUUCUCUCAAGAUGGCAAGUGGCUGGCUUCCGUCGACGAGUGGCAACCGCCUGAACGAGAUGCAGACGCCUUCUUGACAGGAUCGAAAACGCUCCCUGAUGUGUGCCGAGAGAGACGCGAGGUUUAUCUCAAGUUCUGGGAAGUUGGGACAGAAGAUCAAUCCUUCCAGCUUGCUACCCGCAUCAAUGACGCUCAUCAUGCCGAUCGAACAGAGACGAUAUUCGACCUUGCCAGCGAUCCAACCUCAUCUCGGUUCGCUACGGUUGGCAACGACGGAAUGGUACGCUUCUGGGUUCCCAGAUUGCGCAAAAGAGAGGGGCCUGCAUCUUCCGGGCACGGUGGCCAUCCGUUGCGAAGCUGGAGCUGUUCCCGUGUUGUCUCGCUUCCGGUGUGCGGAGAGCAGGACGACGCCACGGAUGCUCCCAAGAGCGUCCCGCGCAGCGGUGCCGUUACCUUCUCAGAAGAUGGGUCUCUUCUGUUCGCCGCCUUUGGGACCCCGAGUGGAGCGCUCGUCGUUGCCAUUGACACGGAAACCGGUGCGUGCCGAGACGUUGUUUGCGGCAUGUUCAGGGGCGAGAUCCGUGCGAUAAAGUCUCUGUCUUCGUGUCUCAUCAUGCUUUCGGAGGAUCUGGUUGUCUAUGACAUCGUCUCAGAUGAGCUGCUUUACAACUACUCUCUGAAGGAAACCUCAGCGUCGGCUAGGCGACUCACCCAGCUGGCAGUCAAUUACCAGUCACGGAGCUUCGCUCUCGCCGCGCCCAUUCCGAAUCCGAGCCAACAGAAAAUGAAGAAAGGCACGAGGUCAGAACUCGUCAUCUUCAACAUUGGAGAGGACGAGCCGCAGCUGGUCAAGCCCUUUUCGCAGCUGAUCACCUCUCUGUGCGCCGCCCCGUCAUCAUCUGGGUUUGUCGUUGUCGAUGCCGCAGCCCAGAUCCGGUCUAUAACCGAAGGCGCCGAGCAAGCGCCGCUUCUCCGGCCAUUGGCGGAGUUGGGAAUGGAUAACGUCGCUGUUGCGGGAGAUCCGAUUCAAGAAGAGCUGCUGCUGCAGGAAGAGGAGCCCAGCGAUGAGGAGAUGCAAGAAGCAGAUGAAGACGGGGCGAUGGAGGAUGACGACGAUACCCACGCCGCUGUUGUGGCACCUCAGCGCUUAGCUGAAAUCUUUAACGCCGCGCCGGCCUUCGCCAUGCCGCCGAUGGAAGAUAUCUUCUACCAGGUGGCCGCGCUCUACUCUACAAAAGCCUGUUAACGCCUGGGUGCCGGAAGUCUCCACGUGCACUGUUAUCCGAAGGCCAGAAUCAGAUAUCCUUGGGCCGGCAGCCCCACACUCGGAGACGACAACUGCAAUGUGUCCGGCCCGUACCGGAAUCCCGUGCUUAGCCGGCCCCCGGCCAAUCGCUGGUCAAUCACCGGCCAAUGGUGCACAUUUGCAGCAUUACACCACCAAAGAGCUGCACUUAGUUAGCGUGCGCCGAAAGAAAACCGGCAUCUUUGACUUGGCCUGUUCCGUGGUAGAUGGCUAAUUCGGAGCUCACUGGUGGCUAAGACACACCAGCGGGCUGGGGUUGGCUUUGUUGCUGUGCCGAAGAAGUAGGAGUCCCU